UACACGCGCGCCUCGCCCCCCCUCUGCCAGUCGCAGACAGAGCAGCACAGGCGCCGUAGCCGAGCGAGAGAGAAGAAGAACCCCAGGCAGCAGACCACCAACCCUAGCCACCCAUCUCCUCUCCACCAUGCAGCGCCCGCCGUGUCGCCGCCGCUCGCUGUGACGCCGUACGUCGUCGCCGUCGAACGAACGUUAGCCUAGCGUUUUCUUGGACAGGAAAGAUCAUACAUGGGCGUGCACCGGCUGAGGAAGCAGCACUCGUCCGCAGCGGCAUCGGGGGGCGGCUCGACCGGGAGCGGCACGAUGCCGCCCAAGGGGUGCAUGGCGGUGCGCGUGGUGGGGCCGGUGGGCGGCGGCGCCGGCGCGGAGGAGGAGGAGCGGUUCGUGGUGCCGGUCGGGUACCUGAAGCACCCGCUCUUCGUGGGCCUGCUCAAGGAGGCCGAGGAGGAGUACGGCUUCCAGCAGCAGGGCGCCAUCACCAUCCCCUGCGGCGUCGAAAACUUCCGCCGCGUCCAGAGCCUCAUCGACCACCGCCAGAAGACUGGCGGCGGCGGCAGCAGCCGCGGCCUCGUCUCCGGUGGACACCACCACCACAACCAUGGCUCCUCCUCGGGCCACCUCCCCUUCCACAUCGCCGCCUGCUUCAGGGCGUGAGCGUGUGAUCAAUCGAUCGAUGUGGAUUUAGAUCUUGGUUCUUGCAUCCAAGUUAGCUUUGUCGCCUCUUCUUCUUGUUCGUUGUUUCAGGUCUUUGUUAUUAGAGUAUAGACAUGGUGAGAAAUGAUCGAAGGAUCAUCAAGGCCUGGUUGGGUUGUAGCGUUUGGAUCUGCAUGCUGCAAAGAAUUGAAGCAUCUUUAGGAUUUGUUCU
This is a messenger RNA of Lolium perenne, 865 nucleotides long. Its product is annotated as auxin-responsive protein SAUR28. NCBI's taxonomy places the organism in Eukaryota, Viridiplantae, Streptophyta, Magnoliopsida, Poales, Poaceae. The record is from RefSeq and is a predicted model, not a curated record. Gene Ontology annotation, biological process: response to auxin.